Fonsecaea nubica is the source of this 408-nucleotide messenger RNA. RefSeq lists its product as hypothetical. Gene Ontology annotation, biological process: mitochondrial respiratory chain complex III assembly. The record is from RefSeq and is a predicted model, not a curated record. NCBI's taxonomy places the organism in Eukaryota, Fungi, Ascomycota, Eurotiomycetes, Chaetothyriales, Herpotrichiellaceae. Gene Ontology annotation, cellular component: mitochondrion; Cbp3p-Cbp6 complex. The transcript is spliced from 2 exons. Gene Ontology annotation, molecular function: ribosome binding. The coding region runs from base 1 to 408 and encodes 135 amino acids.
AUGGCAGCUAAUCAAUCGGUAGCUCUAAAGCACUGGGCGCGCAUCAUCAAGCAAUGGCCGCUCGACCGUGUUCGCCCGUCUCAUGUCCAUUUCCAACGGGUCAUGCAGUCCCGUCUACAAAAGCUCCAGUCAGGUGCGCCGGCUGCAGUUUCAUCCAUGUCCAACGAUACCCUUGUGACGCCUGUCGAGCCGUUCAAUGAGCAAAAGGAAUUGCGACAAGUAAACGCUCUAUACUCGCUGCUUGAAAAUCGAUACGCGAAUGAGUACCCUAUACCGCAGGCAGUCCGUCAUCCCAAGACCAAUGCUUCCCACUACGAUGAUUUGGUCAGAGAGCUGGAUGAAGCACCGGGAAGAUCAUGGUUCACGUCCUUUUGGAACCGUCUCAAAGGGUCUGUGCGCCUGAGAUAA